Messenger RNA from Fusarium proliferatum ET1, 1707 nucleotides. RefSeq lists its product as uncharacterized. Bases 1 to 1707 code for a protein of 568 amino acids. The transcript has a single exon. Gene Ontology annotation, molecular function: ATP binding; protein kinase activity. The record is from RefSeq and is a predicted model, not a curated record. Lineage: Eukaryota; Fungi; Ascomycota; Sordariomycetes; Hypocreales; Nectriaceae. Gene Ontology annotation, biological process: protein phosphorylation.
AUGGACCCUGGAACAGCUCUAGCUGUGGUGUCGCUCUCUUUCGACCUCUUUGCCAGCUGCGUUAGAGGCUUCACCUUGAUAUCUGACGCUCGAAACAUCGGAAAGGAUGCAGCCAUCGAACGAACAAAACUCGUGCUUCAAGAGCAUCGACUGAUUGAAUGGGCUAGGGCAAUCGGCCUCAACCCUCCCAGAGACGAUGGAUCACUAGAGAUACACAAGCACCCUGCCGCUCUCAUUUUGUUCCAGCUAGAGCAGCUUCUCUCCUCAACGGACGCUUUGAAAAAGCGCUACAAGCUGGAACUCGUGUCUCCACCUAAUGACUCUGAUGACUUGGUCCCUUCCGAACCGGCGAUCGUCUCUGACAACCCGGCUUCAUCGAUCCUUUCAACUAUUGUACCACCCGAGAUUCGCCAGGGCAUCCUCAAGCGCGCAUCUACACUUAACACGGCGAAUCGGUUCCCACGGCGUCUUUAUUGGGCCGCUGUCGACAAGAAAAGGUAUGCUGAGCUGGUGCAGGAUGUGACCGGUCUUGUCGAUGGGCUUUGGUCUCUCUUGGACAUUCCUCACCGAAUCCAGACGUCUCGCGCAGUCAACCAGACGCUGCAACUCGCGAUCCAAACGAGUGAAGAUAUCAAGGGUCUUCAGUAUCUCCAGAAAUCUCUUCACGACUCAUUCACAGAUGCUGGUGUUGGAAACUCCCUCGCUGCCUCGGCAGGCCUAAAGGCACAGCAUAUUUUGCUCACAUCACAUAGUGGUGGUGCCCGGCAACGAGCGCACUCCGAUGAUGGGGCCAGCCGUGUACCAGCAGAGCUUCCAUCGGUUCUGGACCCUUCCCGGCUAUCUGGCAUUCAUAUGAUGACAUCAACCAUUGGAUCUGCCCUUUACAAGGGAGACACUGUGCUAAUAGAAGAGAAACGUGUACAGCCAGGAAUGAAAGCCAAGCUUAAACCACGUGUUGAAGCUCUUGUGCGUCUACUCUCGCAGCCCCCCACGCCAUCUUUUCAAACAUUCCCUUGUCUGGGAUACACUGAAGAGCAAGGGGGCUUCCGGUUGGUCUUCAGACUCCCUCCUGGCACCGAGAAGCCUCCUUCCCUGCUCAGUGUAUUAUCGAAAUCCAGCGGACCACUGCCAGAUGUUGGCAUGCGACUUCGUUUAGCUGCCCAGGUGUGCCAGACGCUCCUGAGCUUCCACACAGCCGGCUGGCUCCAUAAAGACAUGCGAUCUGAAAACAUUCUCCUCGUCUCUCCGACCUCUAGCUCAUCCAUUGACCGCCUAGGUCGACCAUAUCUCUGCGGUUUCUCGUUCGCACGACAAGGUUCGCCGACCGAAAUCAGCGAACAGCCAUCUGAGGACCUCUCACGGGACAUUUAUCGGCACCCCAAGGCUCUCGGAGAGCCUUCGGACAGCUUCGAACGCUACAUGGAUGCAUAUUCUCUCGGCUGCGUCCUGAUAGAGAUCGCAGAAUGGGCACCCCUCCGGAAAAUUGUCAAGAAGCGCGUUGAUAUCAGCGAUGGCAGUGGCGUAACUUUGGCUGAUGUUGCUUCACUCUCACAGUGGAUGUAUGAUCGAUAUAUAACUGAAGGAUUCGCAGGAUUUCGACUCGGGGUUGGAUUCAUGAGGAUGCUUGCUCUAUGCAUCCCAACAGGAGAUAAAAAGCCGGAUUUGGCUGACUUCUAUUCUGCACUUGAAAGUAUAGCUACUUGUUGA